Suillus subaureus is the source of this 633-nucleotide messenger RNA. RefSeq lists its product as uncharacterized. The transcript has 2 exons. Lineage: Eukaryota; Fungi; Basidiomycota; Agaricomycetes; Boletales; Suillaceae. The annotation marks the transcript as partial. The record is from RefSeq and is a predicted model, not a curated record.
UUAUUAGCCCUACAGGCAGAGGAACUGGAGCUGAGAAAAGGUCAAGCCAAUGAUUGCCUUGAAAGGAUUCAGUUGGCUCUUGGUCAUAAGGCCAUCAUCUACAGGCAACACUUUCGAAGUGCUAAUUCUGUGUGGACUGGGACAAGGUCCAAGCAAGAAGCUCAAUGUUGCCACAUCAAAAUCAAAAAAUAUGUCCGGAGUUAUCAAAGGGCAAGAUUGGCUAUGGAGAGACUGGGCAUGGAUCAAGAUUCUCUAGAGAAUAUUUAUCAAGAAAUCUUACCUGAACAGCUCAACAUUGACAAGGAGGUAACAGAAGAGAAUCGAUUUGGCCAGGGAUCAGACAAACUAGCUUGGUUUUGGAGAGUUAAUGGCGCAAAGAAGAGUCAAAAAGAUGCUUGGAUGAAUGAAUUCUACAGAAUGAACUGGCUGAAGGCCAAGGCAAGAUGGAACAGGUGGGAGGAGGAGUUGAGUUUGGUUCAACAUGAAAUGGGGUGGACAAUAGGUUGGUUCAAACAUCAAGAAGAAAAAUGGCAUCAAUGGUGGAAUGAAGCCAUGAAAUCUGGUCAUCAACCUUAUGCUUAUAGACAGGUGCUGGUGUGGAAAGCAUUUGUGAUGGAAGCUGAGGAGAAAUUC